AUGAACUUGGCCAUAGAGGAACCUUCGAAGGUGAUAAAGAUGAGAAUGGGUGGGGCCAGGCUCCACAAACAGGCAAGAUAUGGUGAAAAGACUCUCCGUAGCGAGAGGAGAAACUACCCCUCAUAUGAGCAAAGGCUGCCUGAAGGGGGCCUGCAGAAAGCUCUAUCUGAUUCAUGCGAUGACGAAAACUGUCCUGACGGUGCAAUGUUUAACACAAAAGAAGUUUCUAUAGACUUUUUUGAUUUAAACUCAGCUGAAAGAAAGCAGCAGAUGGAGUUCAAGGAUGAUUAUGACGAGGCUAAGGAAGGGCUGCAUCUUUAUGGCCAUGAUAUUUCCAAGGGAGUGCUCGAAAGAAGUUUCAUCGAAGGAAUGCUGGAAAAUGACAUUAGAGUUAAGGACAUAAAGUACGGAGGAGACCUUAUAUUUAUAUACUUUUUUACAGUUGAAGACUCCAUUUCGUUCUACAAGCAGUUUCUGCCCUACGUUGAAAUACACUUUUCUGAAGCCUAUGAUUUCGAGCAGGCUGUAUUGCUCUCUUCCUCCGAAUGGGCCAGUAUCACGCUGUCAAGCAUGUACAACUCUUCGAAGGACAAUGAUGCUUGUGACCAAUCUUCGAGUGGACUGCUAGAAAACGGCAGCCAUUUGGAGAGUAGGAAGUAUGUGACGUGUGAGUAUAUGGAAGACGAAAGUGCUGUGUGUUUUCAUGGUACGGAUACUGAGUCUAAUGAGUGGCAUGGAGAGCUUUCUGAAAGAAUUCUUUUUGAGAAGAAGAUCGAGCACUUCACACAUCUCCGAAACUUCUUUUCAAGGAGCGAGGUAAAAGCCAUGAUGCAGAGUUUGGAAGUGGGGAACAUUGAUUUUGUAUUUAAGAACACAAAGGAGUUGGCCGUUGGAAACCAAUCAAAUAAGGUAAUGCAGGAAGCCAUAGGGUUACUCCCAGAUGUUGGGAUUGCACGAAUCAUUCAGAAUCUUGGAUAUGAUAUUGCGCCUAUAGCAGCAAAUAAGCAUGGUGCAUACACUGUCCAAAUGCUCAUCUCUGUGUCGAAGACAUCGCUAACACAGAAUCUGCUAUCAAAAUACUUCAGAAAGUUUGGAGGAUUCCUUAUAACCCAUGAGAUAGGAAACUACACCAUCCAGAAGAUACUCAGAUUUGACCCAAAUCUUAUCUUUGAGCUUUUUAUUUCAAAUAUCAAGGACGUUGUGGGAAGCGAACUUGGAAUAAAGGUUCUGAAAAGAUGCCUGGAAUUUUUUCCUGAUAAGAAAGCUGCACUGGCCCAGAAGGCUCGGGAGCACGGAAGAAACUUGAAUGUUCUGCUACUUUAA
This is a messenger RNA of Encephalitozoon hellem ATCC 50504, 1323 nucleotides long. RefSeq lists its product as uncharacterized. The record is from RefSeq and is a predicted model, not a curated record. The coding region runs from base 1 to 1323 and encodes 440 amino acids. Gene Ontology annotation, molecular function: RNA binding. The transcript has a single exon. Lineage: Eukaryota; Fungi; Microsporidia; Unikaryonidae.